AUGGUUCACACGCGCCUCUUGGUUCACGCUGGCGCGAGAAGCGGUCUGAGGGACGACGAGCAAUUCAUCUUCCAAGCUGAGGCGUAUGCUGAUCUCGACUCCAACCGCGCGCUUCGACGCCACCCUGGAACAUCGCGACAACCGUUGGAUCGUCUGAAAGACCACAUCUAUGCUCAAGAGCAAUCAAGCAUUUCCCACCGCGCUUCGCCCCAGAAGCAAGCCGCGAGCCAGCCGCUGCGUGUUUUCGACAUCCAAGUCGCACACGCUAUCACCUAUGUCGAAGAUACGCAGCUGGCAUACACAGCGCUUGAAAGUCAGCUCCCGACGCCGUCGCGUAUCUCCUGCACCAAGACACCGAGGAAGACCGCAGUACACGAAGCAACGCUGGGAGCUACAACGCAUACGAUCGACUAUGCCAUACCGACACCGUGCAAAGUUACCCCCGCCAGAUGUGCCAUCCCACCUUUUGUUACGGAAACAGCUCCAAGAUCGAGUCGCAGCUAUUCGUGGCCUGGCAAUGCCCCUUGGAGCCAGUCCUCAUACCUGAUCUCACCGGCACUUGCUCGCUCAAGCAAAAGAAAACGACUCAAUGAGAAUCCAUCGUCUACCAGCCAGCAGCGUCAUGCAACCACUCCGGCGACUGCUCGGAGCGCACUACGCUUCCCCAGUCCGGCCAAGCGCCGUAAAUCCACGCAGGGCGUUGUUGGCAGAGACAAAAUCAGCGGCGCAAACGGGAACUCUUCAGAGCUGCCGACUUCGUACUCGGUGAGCGACGAGGCUGGAAGCCUCAGACGCCGAGCUCGCACGUCGCAAAGGUCCGCUAGCGAUCCAGGUCCACAGUCUCUAAACUUUCGCGGGAGGGUGCCACAAAAUGCAGCGUCGCAGCGCGAGAACACAUCUCCCAUAAAGUAUGGAGCAACUCUUAAGCAGACGCAUCAGGUAGCUGGCAUUGAAGCUGUUCACGCCCCAACCUCAGCUACUGAACGCGAUGAGACCACUGCCCACAGCCACAAGCCUGUCGACAUGCACUCAUUGCCAGCUGCCAUAUUUCCACCCACUGCAGCAGUAGGUCAGCAAUUCGGGACCCAUGUUACACCAGCUUUGCAACGACUGAUCGCCGGCGACAUCGCCAAGUGCUUCAAGCCUACACUGGAGAUCCGGGCUAUCGACAACCUAGAACGUGGCCACUGGCGUAUGCAGAUGCCUAGCUGGCCCUCUGAACAACUCGCAGCAUUCUGGCGAAACUUGGAGCACUAUAUAGCUGGCGGCAAUGCAGGCUGGGGUGUCUGGUGUACUCGCGAGCCAGACACUUGUUUCCGAAGCAACAGCGAGCGGACGGAAGAGCGCCACGGCAGACCAGCCGAAUGUUGCGGCACGGAAGUCAGCACAGGUCAUAGCACGAUCCGAGUAUACUGCUGGGGUGAAGUCGUACAGCACGUUUACCUGCUGCUCUACGUUGCGAGCAAUAGCAAGGUGCGCAAAUCUGGACUCCAGUGGCUCGAUUCGCAGGGCACUGUGGUUGUUCAGAUGCCUACAAACGGAUCUACACGUAGUAAGUAA
Molecule: messenger RNA, 1560 nt
Organism: Fulvia fulva
Lineage: Eukaryota; Fungi; Ascomycota; Dothideomycetes; Mycosphaerellales; Mycosphaerellaceae
Exons: 1
Coding region: 1-1560 (519 amino acids)
Source: RefSeq, a predicted model, not a curated record